CGUCGUUCUCGUCAGACGUCUAAUUUUUUUAUAAAAUCUAAGAUGCAAGAUCUCCAGCAAGAUCUCCAGCAAAAUCAGGAGUCUACAGAAAACGUUUUAAUUAAGGUAGAUUCAGUUCCAUCAGCUUUUGAAUUGGACGAUAAGGAAGAACAUCUUGAUGAAGAAAAUCAACCUCAGUUUUCAGCGUUAACAAAGAAGAUAAAUGUUAUUAAGAAGCCAGAAAUGGUUUCGGUUAGGAUUCCUCGUCAUAAAAUAGCAUCCUUAAAGGAAAAUUGGGCAAAAAUUUAUCCAAUAUUGGUGGAGCACUUAAAAUUACAAGUACGAAUGAAUUUAAAGGAUAAAACGGUUGAUUUGAGGACGAGUAAUUAUACAGAACGAGCAGAAUCGCUUCAGAAAGGAUCAGAAUUUGUUAAUGCAUUUGCAAUGGGAUUUGAUGUAAAUGAUGCCGUUGCGAUGAUAAGAUUAGAUGAUAUUUAUAUUGAUACAUUUGAAAUCAAGGAUGUAAAAACAUUACAAGGUCAACAUCUUUAUAGAGCAAUUGGUAGAAUUGUUGGAAAAGAUGGAAAAACGAAAUUUGCGAUUGAAAAUGCAACACGAACAAGACUUGUGAUUGCAGAUACAAAAAUUCAUAUUCUUGGAGCAUUUUUAAAUAUUAAUAUGGCUAAAAAAUCAGUAGUAAGUCUUAUAUUAGGAAGCCCUACGGGAAAAGUGUAUACGAAACUUAGAAAUAUUUCAGCAAGAUUAAAAAGUACAUUUUAACAACUAAUGAUGUAAAUAUUGAUAUACAUAAUAAAAAUAUAC
This is a messenger RNA of Pneumocystis carinii B80, 801 nucleotides long. RefSeq lists its product as hypothetical. The transcript is spliced from 3 exons. Gene Ontology annotation, molecular function: RNA binding. NCBI's taxonomy places the organism in Eukaryota, Fungi, Ascomycota, Pneumocystomycetes, Pneumocystales, Pneumocystaceae. The coding region runs from base 43 to 759 and encodes 238 amino acids. The record is from RefSeq and is a predicted model, not a curated record. Gene Ontology annotation, cellular component: nucleolus.